Messenger RNA from Phytophthora infestans T30-4, 10287 nucleotides. RefSeq lists its product as uncharacterized. Bases 1 to 10287 code for a protein of 3428 amino acids. The record is from RefSeq and is a predicted model, not a curated record. Lineage: Eukaryota; Oomycota; Peronosporomycetes; Peronosporales; Peronosporaceae. The transcript is spliced from 5 exons.
AUGAGCGCGUCCUGGGACUCGGAUCUGUCCUCGAUCAUCGAGAAGACCAACAACAACCUCAAGCUUCUGCGUAAGAUCGGCGACAAACCGCAGGUGCGCUCGCCCGAUGUGUCUGUGACUGCUGCAGGCCACCCGUCGGCGCGCCCUCGCGCUUUCGUGGGAGCUCAAGAGGACGCUGGUUCGACAUCUUCGCGUGGCUCGGCUCGUCCUCGUGCCUUUAUCCGUGGCGAUGACGACACGAGCUCCAUGGGCUCUCGCGGGUCUGCACGUCCCAAGGCCUACGUUCGAGGGGACGACGAUACGGGCUCCAUGGGCUCACACACAUCGGCCCGUCCUAAAGCUUUUAUCCGUGCAGACGACGACUCGGGCUCGGUGUCUUCAAGGGCUUCGGCCAGACCCAAGGCGUUCAUCCGGCCUGAUGACGAUGUGGGCUCUGCAUCCUCCAGAGCUUCGGCCCGACCCAAGGCCUUCAUUCGUGCAGAUGAUGACAGCGGCUCCGUGUCGUCGAGAGCUUCGGCCAGGCCCAAGGCCUUUAUCCGAGGAGAUGACGACACCGGCUCCAUGUCUUCGCGCUCUUCUGCUCGUCCCAAGGCUUUUGUCCGCGGUGACGACGACACGGGCUCUAUGAACAGCAGCCAGGGUAUCGGCCGCUCCCGCCUCGACUCUGGUAGUAGCUCCGGCCGCCCUCACGUAGGUAUCGCCGGUGGCGGCGGGUUGACGGCCGCCAUGCUACAGCAACAUCGGGCCACUGCCACUGGUGGCACCGGCCUAGGAAUGGCUGACUUGGGCGCACAGCGCUCGCGCUUCGACCUGGACGAGACGCGCUCCAUGAGCGGCGUGUCGGCCUCCCGUCUCCGACGUCCGCUUGGCGCCAACGGCCGCGUCCCACACGCGCGCGGACUCGGUGCCAGUAUGGGACCGCGUAUUCGUGUGCCUGACGCCGACAUCCCCAGCGACGCCCCGAACCACAUGGUGGACGAGAUCAAGAAGAGUCUGGAGACUCAUUUCGCCUCUCGCAACGGCGCAGUGGACAAGAAAGUGGCCGACUUACGCACAGACGUGGCCGGCCUGACUACCCAGACGUCCUCGCUCAGCUCGCAGAUCUCGGAGCUGCGCGACGCUGUACUCGUGUCGGCUAACAGCAGUCCGUCGAUUAACGCUCCGUCCGCGUCGGACCCCAAGAUCUUUGCCAGUGUCCAAGCCAACGCCGCCGCUAUCGCUCGCCUGGAAGAGCACAGCGCCGACUUGUUGGGUCGUAAAGUGAGUGUGGACCGCGAAUUGACGGAACUCGGCUCUCGAGUCAAAGCGCUGUCGUCUGCGACCAUGAAGAUCCCGACGCUGGAAGACAACGUUGAGGCGCUGGUCGCCAACCGUCAGAAACAGGAGCAGGGAUUGUUCAAGCUUGCAGACAGAGUGCAGCUCAUGCAUCGCCAGAUGGGCAGCUUGGUGGACAUGAAGGCUGUGGAGAAUCUGCUGAGCAUUCGACUCACGCGCGAGUUCCGCGAGAUGGAGGACCGAUUGGCCCAGAACGUGGUCCGCAUGGCCGAGAAGAUGGAGCUGAAGGUGCAGAGCAUGGAGAAGCAGUCGUUCUCGCAGCGCCAGGAGAGUCUGGCCGCGCUCAAGAGCGAUUUGACGGACGAUAUCCAGCGUCUCCAGAGCUCGGCCCUGCGCAAGAGCGACCUGCUGCCGCUCCAGAACGCCCAGACGCAGAGCAAGGAAGACGUGGCCCAGCUCUCGAGCGCACUCGACCGUCAGGAGAAGAAGCUGCAGGACGCCAAGCUGGCCAACGCCGCGCUGCGUGACGAGCUGGCCGAUGCUCGUACUGAGCUGAACAAGGCGCUGCAGAGCCAGCAACGCAGCACUUCGGCCUUGAUGGAGGAAAAACUGGAGCAGAUCACGACCAAGAGCAAGGAGAAGUCCAGCAAGGUCGACGACCAGCUCUCCGAGUUGGCCAAAAAGCAGAAAAAACUCGAGGAAGCCACGAAGACGCUGCAAGAAACAAUGACCCAGGUGAAGGCCGAGGCUGGCCAGCGCUGGAGCCGCAGCUCGGCCGACCGGGAGGAGGAGAACGACAAGCUGCGUCAACGUUUGGCCCGCUCUGUCGCUGAGCUUGAGGCUCUGGCCACAACCAAGGCCGAAGUGGAGCGCCGCUUUACCAGCGAGGAGCAGAAUUUCCAGUCGCGACUAAAGGAGCUGCGUGUGACGUUAACGGAUACGGAGAAACAGAAAGAAGCGCAACGAUUGGAGCUUAUGCAGAAGCUACAGGAGGAAAGCAAGUUAAUGGGCGUCGCACAGGGCAAGAACUCGCUGCUGGAGACCUUGCUGGCCCGUGAAAAGGCCGAGAAUGAGGAGAAGAACGAGCUGGUGCGCAAGUCCAAGAAGGAGGUGACUGAGGUGCGCGAGCAGAUCCGUAACUUGGAGAGCGAGAAGGAGAAGAAGGUCCGCCAACUGACGUCUGAGCUGCAGGCCAAGCAGACGCAGGUGGGGCUGCUGACCAAGACCUUGAAGCGUAUUGAGACGGCCUCGGCCAAGUUGUUGGAUUUGUCCAAGCGUGAGGCGAAGACUGUGCGUCGCGUGAAGGCGACGAAGGAGCACGAGCUGUUCAUUGCGCAGUUGAAGCUCAAGGAAAUGGAGCGCGUGGCGCAGGCUCUCCAGAACGGCGACGAGAUGAAGAAGCAAGCUGCGCUGACCGCGGCUAGCACUGAAGAGCGCAAGGAGCUGGAGAAACUGCUGCUUGAGAGUCAAUUGGAGAAAGACGAGCUGAAGCAGGAGCUGGAGGAGAUGACGGAGGAGUUCAACGCCGCCAAGGAGAGCCAGAAGGUCAUCAUGGAGGACACCAUCACGAAGCUCUCGAGCGACUACGACGACAAGAUCAGCGAGCUGAAGCAGCAGAUCGCAGACAAGGAGCAGGCCAUGCGUCAACUCCGCGACACGCUGGUGGAAAAGAGCAACUUGGACGCGCUUGAAGACGAGCUGGCUGCGCUCAGGGACGAGAAGAACGACUUGCUGGAGCAGAUUCAGCGUGCGCAGAUCGAGCACGAGCGUGUGACACUCAAGACCGAGACGAAUCUCCGUCUGGAGCACGCGACCGAGUUCGCAGCAAUGAAGGCGAAGUUUGAGGAGCGGAUAUUGGAGCUCGAAGGCGCCAAGUCGGAGCUGGAAAAGACCAAGACGACGGUCGCCGAGCUGGAGAAGGAGCUAAAAGAACAGGAGGCUCUGCACCAGCGGGAGGUGGCGACUCGGACGGAUGAGAUCAAGGAGGCUCGCAGUAAGAUUGACGAGUGCACAGCCCAGAUUUUGGACCUUGAAGAGACGAAGGCGCGUCUGGAGGGUGACGUUUCUCAGAUGGAGGCCAACAUUGGCGGUGCGUCCGCUGAGCAAGAAGAGGAGCUGGAGGCGAUCAAGAGUCAGAUGCAGACCGAAGUCGAAAAGCUUCGUGCUGAGCUCGCCCUAGUGUCGAGCACUCUUGAGGAGAAGCAGACACAGCUUAGGGAGGCCAAACUGUCCGACGAAUUCAACCGCCAGCGCCUGGUGGAGAUGGCUAUGGCUCAGGAAGAGAUGCAGAGUCGCUACGUUUCCCAGAUCGACUCGCUCACACUGAAGCUCAACCAGGAGCGUGAGAACUCUCGUGCGCGUGAACAGGACUUGGAGGACACGAUCGACAAGCUGAAUGCUGACGUCAAGACACUGAAGACGGAGUCCAGCAAGGAGCUGGAGGCUGCGCGCUCGGAGCUGACCGACCAGAUGACCGAGUUGACGGCGACUCUGAAGGCGUCGCAGCACCGCGAGCAGCAGUUGCAGUCGCGUCUUAAGCGUAUUCUGGAGGAGCUGGUGCAGGCCGCUAACGCCUCGGGGGAGAGCGAAGUGGCCCAGGACGCAGAGAUGAGCGACGAUGAGGCCAUCACGCACCACCUCGACGCGCUGUACGCGACGCACCGCCGUACUGCGCACGAGCUGGAUCGUCUCCAGGCCGAGUACGAGCUGACUGUGAAGCAGGCGGCCGCCGACAGUGCCACUGCCCAGGAGCUGGACAACCAGGUGAAGGAGCACGAAACGCAGAUCAACGAGCUGGAAUCAGUCGUGGAGCAGCUACGAGAAGAGCUUAAGGAACAGUACCACAAGUCUGCUGUCAUUGCCAAGGGCUCGGACGAGUUCAGCGACGAGAUGGCGACUCUGCGUGAGGAGAAACGCCAACUGGAGCGUCAGCUGCAAGAGGAAGAGAGGGAUCGUGAGAAACGUGAAGUUUCGUACCAGCGGAGAACGGAAAUGAAGGAACGCGAAGUCGAGGAGCUCCGGAACGAGAACAAGACGUUGACGGCAGCUGUGGCUGCUGUCCGUGAGAAGAUUCGCGCGGUUGAGAACGUCAAGUUCAACGACCUGGGCUCGCUGCAGAACAAGCUCAAGGACCUCGAAGAGCGCACGGCAGCGCUCCAGCUGGACGAGAAGAGCGUGGCCAACUUGGAGCAGGACUUCACUGCUACUCGUCACGAAAUUGUGACGCUGACGGCCGAAGUGCAGUCUCUUUACCAGAAGCUAACGGCUUGCUGUGGUAUCGUGGAGUGGAGUGAGCUUCGUGCCAGUGUCUUUGACGAAGAGGAGAAGCUGACUCGCGUGCGCUCGGAGAAUGCUCGUGAGCUGGCCAAGGUCGAGUCUGUGGAGCAGGAAGUACUGACGAAUGCUGAGUUCCUGAACGCUUUGCUAGUCGCGCAUGGAUCGACGGGAGGCGAUGGAGACCUGCUGAAUGAUUUCCGGUGGAUGCAGAAGUACGCGUCGAUCGCCCCCGAGAUUGUGGAGAAGCUCCGGACCGUGGAGACCCGGUUACGAGACGCGGUGCUGGAUGACUCGACUUGGCUGUUCCAGGGAGCGUCAAAGGUCCCCGAGGGUGCUGCGCGACCUCCUAAGUCGCAGAAGUCGGCGGUGGACGGCGCUGCGAUCGCUCUGGCGCUCGAGAAGGCGAGGGAGGAUUACUUUAGUGAGACGUCGGACGGGGCUGACGAAGAAUUGCAGCACGACGUUGAUCAGCCCGAUGUAGAGCAGGAGGGUCUGGCGGCCCAGGAAGGAGAAGGUGCGAGUCUUGCGCAUGUGGAUGUGGAGGAUCAGGGUUCGAUUGGCGCUUUGAGUCAUGAUGACUCUGGUGGAACUUGUGCUGCUGAUGACUUGGUGGUGGCUGAACAUGUUGUGCAUGAUGAGCAGGACAGAAGCCGUGAGAAGCAUUUUGAUGACGAAGAGUUGAGCGUCACGAGCGAGCAGGAUAGGAUUGAUGAGGAUGGACUGGAGUCGCGUGUCGACCGCAAGACCGACGAGACGACCAAUGCGCGGAUCGAGGCGGGCUUUAGUGGCGAUGGCGAGGAUGACGACGACAUGGCUGAAGAAGUGGAGAGGCGGGUGCUGGAGCACUCUAGUAAGCAGGUGAACCCACGUAUUGAUAAUGAAUGUGAUGAUAGUGAUGAAUUUGCUACAACGAUCGUACAUGUCGAGACCGAAGAGCAGUCGGCUGCAGAUGCCGAGGAGGCUGAUGAGCUGGAUCCACUUGAGGAAAGUUCGUUUGAUAAUGCCGUGAUAGCGGCGCUAGAAAGUAGAGAAGCGUACUCGACACCUGAUCUAAUUUCAUCACGCACAAAUCAGAGAUGCGAGGUAGAAGCUGACUCGGAAGCUUACGUGGCGCAAGACGCCAUUACCGAGAGCUCGUUUGACGAAUCGAUGCUGUCAGAUAACGACGAGGCGAACUGCGAUGACGUUCAUCAGGUUGGCUCGUAUAGUGCAUUGCCGAGUGAGCGUGUUUUUCAGAGCAAUAACUCGUUUUUAAGCAUGGAAAGUGGAGCAGAGGUAGUAGAAGGGUCCUCACCAAACAUUGGGCAACUGGAACAAGAUAAUGGAGUAGAAGCGUCGUCAGCGAGUAGGAAUCCUGCUGGACAGUUGGCGGAGGAGCUUGGCGAGCUGAAAGAAUCAGCAACGAGCAAAGAACUGGAGAAGUCAGCACGCGAACAUGAAGAAGAGUCAGCGCCAGAUGAGGCGAGAGGUGAUGAGGACCACGUAGUAACUGAACUAUCAUCGACGGUGAGGAGAAUCCCCUUGGGAGAUUUUGACGGUAAAAGCUGGAAGAAUGCCGAGACCAAGCCUUCUCACCACGUGGAUAACGCGUUGGACGAAUUGUCGGCCAGUGGCGACCGAGACGUUUUAGUUGAGCGCUCCCGGGAGGGUAACGAGUUGGAACAAUCGCCGCAUGAUAGCGAGGACGAUGGUAUUCACACUGAUCGCCGCGAAGCAGUUGUUUUCCGAUCCGAUAUACUGGAGAGCUCGUUCGACCCAGACGUGCAGUCAGAUUUCAAUGACGAAGCUAGUGCAGAGCUAUCAACUCUACCGAUCAAGCGCCAAGAUGAAGCCGAAGACGAGUGGUCUCAAGAGCAGCUCCGAGUAGCAGAGCAUUCUCUGGAUGGAGCGUUAGUACCGGAGGACGAUGAGAAAGCUGCUACCGGUACGCUUGCGUCUGACCCUGCACCACCACUGGCACUUAGCAUCGAGGACGACGAAAAUUCGGUAGAGGAGACGAUGGCUGCGCAAACUCAACCGAUAGCAAGUCUGAAUCGAUUUGGCAUGGGCUCUCGUCGCUUCAACCUCGAAGAAGACGAUGAGAUGGACGAGAUUGAACGCUUGCUACUGGACCAAAUGACGAGUUCGGAGAAGAGUCAAAUGCGUUCAAAGGACGACAACGAGUUCGAAGAAGAUUUGGCUAUCGAUGAGUCAGACAGCAACACGUUGGCGGAUCAGCAUGACGAGGACAGUGCAGCUGCAGAAUUGCCGACAACUGGGAGGAGAUCCGAGCUGUCCGAAUCUUGUGACGAGGCAAAUACGAAAAAUAUAUCGGCUUCAAGCUUCGAGGGCGUGGAAACCAAGCGCCUUCACGAGGAGCAUGCCACGAUAAGAUCGGAGAUUGAAUUGGAUCAAUCAGCAGCAAGUAUCGCGAGUGCCGAAUCGGAAGAAUCGACGCCAAGCGCUGGUAAUAACACCGCAGCAGCAAGCAGUUACGCACAGUACAGUGAAGCCUCUCUUGAAAGAGCCUCAAGGCACACAAACGAUGAUACUCUGGCGUUCCAGAGUGCCGACGACGACACUGAGCCCAAUCCACUCGAGAAUUCAUUCGACGAAGGCAUGCAGUCAGACGGAGCAUCACCAAUUGCACGCCGUUUAGAGGAAGGCGAUAGCUCGGAAGAGGAGACGAUGGCAGUGCAAACCCAGUUGACAUUCUCAGCAAGUCUGAGUCGAUUUGGCACGGGUUCUCGUCGCUCGAAUCUCGAAGAAGACGAUGAAAUGGAUGAGAUUGAACGUUUGCUACUGGACCAAAGUGCGUCCAGUAUGCAAAAGAGACAACAACAGCCUGGUCGAUCCUCUACAAUGGAUGAUGACGAUGAGUUUGGAGAAUCAUCUCUGCAGUCACGAGGCGAAGAAAGUGACGAGUUCGGAGAAGAGUCAAUGCGCUCAAAGGACGACAACGAGUUUGUAGACGUAUCGAAACGGUCGGGUGACGACACAGUCGAUGUGCUAUCGGCUCACGACAAACAACUGUUACCAAGCAGUCUGACGAGACGUAGACUUACAGAAGAAUACGAAGGGAACGAAGUAUCGGAAGAAUUAACGUCAGCUAUGAGGAGGACUCCAUCGGAGGAAUCCGCUGCAAGUCUGAAGAAUGUCGAACACGAGCCUCCUCACGAGGACAAUGAAUUGGAACAAUCUGCAGCAAGUAUUGCGAGUGGCGACUACGCCGAGGAGCUGGAAGAGUCAGCAUCAAGUGUGCAGAGUACUACGCAACGCUACAAAGGCAAAAAUUGUAAUAUUUCAGUAGCCCGAGCCGAUACCGAGCAGUUAGAUGCAAGUAACUCGUUCGAUAACGAUGCGGCUACAGACGAUCUAUACACCUACGCAACCGACCCAUUGCAAGGAUCGGCAUUAAGCGUGGAUAAUGACGGUAGUGAUUUGGAAGAGUCAUCUUCAAGUCUGGCAAGUGGGUCCCGUGGCGAGGACGCUCCUGCUAGAGCCACGCUUGACGACGCCAGUUACACCAAUCGUGACGCAGUGGUUGAAUCCCGACCAGACCCUCUCGAGAGCUCAUUCGACGCAGAUGUGGAACCGGAUGGAGACGACGAGGCUAGAGCAAGUUACGAUACAGAGAUUGCCACACAACCGACGAAGCACCGAGAAGAAGCUGACGAUAAAUGGAGCGACGAGCAGUUACGGCACGCACAUCCUCCGGGUAGGUUUAUGGCCGGGGAAGAAGAGAGCGACGUAGAUGACAACGAGCCUGCUCGUACUCCAGCCAUGACUCUACGAAUGGAGGAAGACGAGAGCUCAGAGGAGACGAGGCCUGUGCAAACUCAACCGACAUUCUCAGCAAGCCUGACGCGAUUGGGCAUGAGCUCUCGUCGCUUAAACCUCGAAGAAGACGAUGAGAUGGACGAGAUUGAACGCUUGCUACUGGACCAAAGAGCGUCCAGUAGGCAAAAGAGGCAGCAGCAGCCUAGACCUGGUGCUAGGGAUGAUGAGGGUGAGUUUGGAGAGUCUUCCGUGCAGUCACGAGACGAUGAGGAGGAUGCGAUUGGUGGAGAUUCCAUUCGUUCACAUGAGGAUGAUAACGAGUGUGGAGGCGUAUUAACUAGGCCGCGGGGCAACGAGUUCGAUGCAAGAUCAAUCCAACACGACGAAGAAAUAGGACGUCAACACGGUGAUCAGGUUACUGGAGGCACUAGACACCAGGUCAGCGAUGACGACGAUGAAGUUGGAGAGGAUGACGCGUUGGAAGCAUCACCCGCCAGAUUCGACGAAGGAGCUAUAGCUGCCAGUUUUGACGAGGAUACCGAGCUGGAACUAGCCGCUGCAGGUAUCCCGAGUAGUCAUCAAGCCGAGGAGAUUACUACUUUUAAAGAAUCGACGUCAAGUAUGCGGAGUGGUGACCAACACGUCACACACGGCAAUGCGUUACAAGACUCAGCUGCGAGGAUGGACACAAUCGAGUUAGCACAUGGCGAGGCAACGAAACCCUCAGUAGAAGACUCAGUUUCAGAUGUUGAGAAGGAUACUGGUCUACACACCGAUGGAGUAGAACACGCUACGUCGAGCUUCGAUACUACCGCAGUAGCGUUUGAAGAAGAUGAGGGUAAUGCUUCGGAAGCGUCCUCCUCAUGUCUGGCAAGUGAGGCACGCGACAACUAUAGCAGAUCUUCCACUGGUAGAACCUCAGACAUACAGCCGCAUGAUAGCGAGGACGAUGGUAUUCACACUGAUCGCCGCGAAGCAGUUGUUUCCCGAUCCGAUAUACUGGAGAGCUCGUUCGACCCAGACGUGCAGUCAGAUUUCAAUGACGAAGCUAGUGCAGAGCUAUCUACUCUACCGAUCAAGCGCCAAGAUGAAGCCGAAGACGAGUGGUCUCAAGAGCAGCUCCGAGUAGCAGAGCAUUCUCUGGAUGGAGCGUUAGUACCGGAGGACGAUGAGAAAGCUGCUACCGGUACACUUGCAUCUGACCCUGCACCACCACUAACACUUAGCAUCGAGGACGACGAAAAUUCGGUUGAGGAGACGAUGGCUGCGCAAAGUCAACCGAUAGCAAGUCUGAAUCGAUUUGGCAUGGGCUCUCGUCGCUUCAACCUCGAAGAAGACGAUGAGAUGGACGAGAUUGAACGCUUGCUACUGGACCAAAGUGCGACCAGUUUGCAAAAGAGGCAGCAACGCUCUGGUCGUUCCUCUACAAUGGAUGAUGAAGAUGAGUUUGGAGAAUCAUCUCUCCAGUCACGGGGCGAUGAAAGUGACGAGUUUAGUGGGAAUUCUAGCUCACGUGAAGAGAACGAACUCGAAGGUGUUUCGACCAGGCAGUGGGACAGUGCCUUUGCUGUGCGGUCGACUCGAAGUAAUGAAGCACGGCAGCAACAAGCAGAAUUAUCUCGAGAAUCACACACCGACGACAUCGAGUUUGGCAAGGAUUCUCUGCGAUUGCGAGCGCACCACGGCGAGGAGGGCGAGACUUUAAUCCGAUCCAGAUCGCACGAGGAAGAAAAAUUCGAAGAAGCUUCGAUUGGAUCACGUGAUGGCGAGCCAGUUGAAGUGGCGAACACCUCCAGGCUGCAUGGGGAAGGCGGGUGGAACUUGCGCGAAACGAACGAGUUGAGUCAGGCAUUAAGCAGCUUGCGAGGCGAACACGAGCUUGCGGAUCGGAUGAAGAUGACGACGACUUUGGCGAGAUGUCGAUCCCGCUCCAGGAAGAAGAGCCAGCAGCUCCUCCUGCACCGUCACGCUUACUAA